AUGUCUGGCUCUCAAGAGAGCACUGAAACCGUCGGCGCCCUUAAGGCGCAAGAGAACCGUUCCGUCGCCGGCCACACGGCCACCAUGAGGGAGUGCCCCCUUUUUCGUUUCCUCGUUUGGGCGUUUCCUAACGUUCUGGAGCUCCAUCUGGCUGGGUGGCGUUCGGGUCGCCUCCCCGCCCCGUCCCGGCCCCCCGUUUCUCCUUCCGCGCCCCCGCUUCUUUGUGAAUCUGGCGGUUUCCCGUCCGUCCCUGGUCCGACCCCCGCCGUAACUCCCACCUCCUCCGCCACUACGCCUGCCGCUCCUGUCUCGCCCGUCGUUUCCCCGACGUCUCCGGUCGAGGAGACCUCCGAGGAGGAAGAUGUUGCCCCGCGCCGCUCCUCCCGCAAGAGGAAGCGCGCCGAGUCCCCUGAGGAGGGCUCGGUGGCUGGUGGGACUUCGUCCUCGUCCUCCGACGGCGACUCGUCCUCGGACGAGGGCGGGGACCCUCACCGCGCGCUGCUUUGCGUGUGCUGCCUGCGCUGCGCGAAGUAUUUGGCAAAGUCGCCGGAGUUCUCGUGUGUCUUCCCCGCCUCCUCGACGAAGUGCACGCGCUGCACUCGUCUUAAGGACAAGUGCGUCCCGUUUGGGCAGAUCCCUCCUGCCGUCGCCGCCUCCGUCCGGGACCUGCUGGCGCUGCAGUCGGACUUCGGCGCUGCCGUGGGUGGCGUCCGCAUUGGCCUCCGCGCCCGCAUCGUGGCUGCUGCUGCCGCCCUCCCUGCGGAGGUUCGCGUGGCUGUCUCUGUGGCGCCUUCUGCGGCGGAGACGAGCGCCGCCCUCCUCCGCAACUCGGAGGAGACGCUGGUGGUCCUCCGCCAGAUGCAGCGUAGCAUGGCUGCUCUCGCUGCGGGUGGGAGGAAGGGGAAGGGGAAGAAGCGGGGGUAG
Molecule: messenger RNA, 924 nt
Organism: Pseudogymnoascus destructans
Lineage: Eukaryota; Fungi; Ascomycota; Leotiomycetes; Thelebolales; Thelebolaceae
Exons: 5
Coding region: 1-924 (307 amino acids)
Source: RefSeq, a predicted model, not a curated record